GUACAAGUAUUUCUACUUCCUGUUUGGGUGUUAACUAUGGCGUUUCCUUGUAAAUUCUAUAGGAUACACAUAAACUGUUGAAUUUCUAAAAAUACUUGGAUGUGUAUAGGUUAACACAAUACAGAACCAAGUCACCCAUCAGAGUCGGAAGAAUGCUGUUCAUUGCCUGGAUUCUGAGUUCAAUGUUUAUCCAUGCAGAAAGCAGGGGCAAUGUGAACUCGCUUGAAUUCCAAAGAGAUCGUGGAAUUAUUGCCACGUUAGAUGGGUACCUACCCCGCUGUACAGGGUGUGUGGUGUGGGGGAGGGACCCACUCAUUGUCUAUGGACGUAUGCAUAUACCACAGGACACGUUGUACGUAAUGGACGAGGCAGUAUUUUUUACGAUGGCUUGUGCGGUUGAUUUAGAUUCUUCCUAUAAAAAUUAUGACUGCACCAACUAUUCCGAUCAUCGUUCCUACAGCGGGAUUUGCAUGUUUAAUCAUCGAAUGUUCCCGCCAAAUAGCUGCCAAAAAUGGGAAGGUAAUCCAAGGUACCAAGAUGGCUGCUACUGCGACGACGGAGAACCCAAACUUUGGUAUGCGUAUAUACCCGCAAGGCUGUUUAGAAAGACCACGAUGACAAUACGCUUUAUUUACGAUGGACGAACUCUCGGACUGCAAAGAUGGUUCCCAUACAGAGCUAAUGAUACGCUGUUCGUCAAGGACCUAAUUGACCGCGGCCACAUAACUCGGCCCAAUCACAAGUCUACUAACAGAUCCGCACGCAGGCUGACAAAUCUUCUGCUGGAGUUGAGCUCAGUGGUUCUGGCCUUUGGUACCGUGGCUUCUUUCAUGACUUAGACUCCGAUCCUACUGACCGAUGUCCAGUUGGGUGUGGCCGAUUAAAUAUAUGAACUAGACAUCUCUAUGGCAUCAUAAGAUAGAAUGUCCAAAAGCUUAUGUUUAUUGUUAGAUAAUGUUUAUAAUUAUUUUUUAAUUAUUUUAUCAGUAAAAUUAAGUUUUUCCCAAACAUUAUGUCCAUUUCUUCAACUCCAAACACAAUCUUGGUUAAUAGCAUAAUAAAACACAUUUAGUUAUUAUAUAUAUAUAUUUUUCUCAGUGAUAAUGGUGUCUUGAUGAGCAACUUAAACGUUUUUAAAUAUGUAAUUACUUAUAUAAUUAUCUUUAAAGUUAAGCUAAAACAAAAGAUUACUUUAAUCUUCAACAAACGUAUAUAGUUUUGUUAAGUUAAAAUAAUUAAUGAUUCGUUCUUUAAGUUUGUAACACUACAUGUUUUCGUAAGUUAAAUUAAAUUAAUUUUUUACAUGUUCAACUUACAAACGCCGAAGCUCAUUAUUUUACGUAGGAAUUUUCUUAAAUACCUGGUGACACACACAGGGUAAUGCAAAAGUUAUUUGAGCUGGAGUAUAAUUAUAUUGAAUAAAUUGAUGAAACGUU
Messenger RNA from Physella acuta, 1436 nucleotides. RefSeq lists its product as uncharacterized. The record is from RefSeq and is a predicted model, not a curated record. NCBI's taxonomy places the organism in Eukaryota, Metazoa, Mollusca, Gastropoda, Physidae.